Molecule: messenger RNA, 5343 nt
Organism: Chaetura pelagica (chimney swift)
Lineage: Eukaryota; Metazoa; Chordata; Aves; Apodiformes; Apodidae
Gene: DNAH1
Product: dynein, axonemal, heavy chain 1
Biological process (GO): microtubule-based movement
Cellular component (GO): dynein complex
Molecular function (GO): minus-end-directed microtubule motor activity; dynein intermediate chain binding; ATP binding
Source: RefSeq, a predicted model, not a curated record
AUGCUGGGACUGCAGUGCAGAGAAGCCUCCAGCAUCUUGAAGGAUGUUUGUGCUGGCCCCUGUAUGCACCACGCUUUGCUGAGACAGGCAGACCUGGAGGAGCACACCCCUAAAGUGACAACCUUGAAGAUACCUGAGGGCUUUGGGAAUAUCCUGGAUAAGCAAGUGAUUGGACCAAGCACUGAGAACCUCACUGUAUCUGAUUUCCCAAUACAGUCAUUUAAGCCCAAAGUGCAGAUUGCCUUCCAAAGGCUUCCAGGGCAGUGCCCUCGGGCAAUCCAUGUGGAGAGGACAAGAAGGCUGUAUCUCACCUUUGAUGUUGCUGAGCUCUUAGCCAGAGAGGGAAUAGACUCCAAUGAGCUGAUGUCAAGGCACCAUGAUCCUCACAAUACACCAACUGCUGAGGCAGGUCCCUUCUUUCCCAUCUAUCUCCCAUUAGAGAUAUUUGAUGAUUACGACUAUGACUGUCGAACUCCAGAAGACUGGAUCUCACUGGGACUGGAGCCAGGAUCUCAUGAUAGAAAGCCAGUGCCUGGAAGAGCACUCUUGCCUACAGAUGAUGUGCUGGGACAUGAGGACCCCAAAAGCCAUAAUUUAUUCUACGAGUGGAUUGAUGUUGGUGUUUUGGAUUAUGACAAGAACACAGAGCUCUACUUGGUCCAUAAAACGGAUAAGAAUGGGCAUGUGCGGGAUGAAGAAGGGAGACCCAUUCUCAAUGGAGGAGUAACUCCAGAAGGAAGAGCCCCUUUGUUGUCACGUCAGUACUGGGUGCCCCGCGUUCGCCUGUUCUUUCUGGCCGAGGAUCCCCGGGUGUUUGCACGGCGGGUGGUUUCUGCCAACAACCUGCGCAGGAAGGCGGAGGCGCUGAUCCGGUACCAGCUGUACCUGGACUGUAUGCCCACCCAGGGGGUAACCAGCAUCAGUGAGGAGAGCCUGCAGAGAAUUCAGAUGUUGGCUAUGAAUAAUCCCCAACUGGAGGAAGAGGAGAGGGUGUUAGACCUUCUGUGCUACCUGGAGAAAGAAGUGAGAUUAGAGUAUGAACGCACCAUGAACAAGAUGAUCUUUGACAACCUUGUCACUUGUGGACCUUGCGUUAUUUCUUAUGUCACCCUGCCAGACAAAGAGGAGGAGAAGAUACCAGAGAAAGGGCUCAUCUGGAUCCCAGACUAUCCUUUUGAGGAACGAAAAGCAAAUUUCAAUUCUCUGUCACUCCUGACCAGGCCAGAAGUCAUUGUUCUCCUUAUGCAGGUGCAAGAUGAGUGCAACAAGGUAGCCAGCAUGUGUCUGUUCAAUUCAACCUUAGCCAAGCAUGUCUGCUUGGAGGAGUUUGAACAGAUUCAGACCGAGACAUUCACUCAGGUUCAAGCAUUUCUCAAGGAUACUUGGAUCGCUACUCUAACAACUGCAGUAAAGAGCAACCUGAGUGAUGAAGAAGAAGAAACCUGGUACGACCUGGAAGAGAGCGACUGGGAUGAUUACCAGGCAUCCAAACUGCAAAACCUGAUGCAGCGCCUCAGGUUCAGCCUCCAGGACUCUCUGCGCUAUCUGGUCCUGAACUCACUGAUCAGCUUCACCCAACUUCUGCUGGGUGCUUGCCGUGGUAUCCUGAAUUGCUCAGAGGACAUGGAAUGGGGAGAUGACCUCAUUAAUAGCCCCUACAAGCCUCAAAGGAAUCCACUCUUUCUAACAGAACUUGUGCUAGACAGCAGUGGUGUUCACUUCAGCCCCCCUGUGGACAGCUUUGAGAAGUCCCUCAUGUCUCUGUUUGACACGGGAAUCCUGGUGACUCACACUAUCCCACAGCUGGAGAAGUAUGUGUUGGAGAACAUGCCCAUCACAGGCACACCCUUGCUGGACUCAGUGGGCUUGCACGAGCCAGAAGUGGAAGAACUACGUGAGGCUAUGUGGUCUGCCAUUCAGAAGGCACGGAUCCCUCUCCAAGCCUAUGCCAAGAAAUAUGAGAAGUUCUUGGAGCUAAAUAACAAUGACAUCCCGUACUUUCUAAGAGAGUAUGAAGAGGAAUGUCCAUCUGCCCAGGAGGUGAUGGAUAUAGUGAACAUGCACUUGUCUGACAAAGAAAACACACGCAACACUCUACCUAGUUCUAUUGUCAUUGGUCCUUUCCAUGUCAUUGUAAAAGGUGUUAAGCAAAAUCUGUGUCAAAAAUACCAAGAACUUGCCACUGCCAUGUUGGACCUACUUGCUAGAAACCUCCAUUUGCGGGUGCAGAAUAUCUGUAAUACCUAUGAAAGUGUCAGCAGCAUAAUACAGGAGAAGCCAAACAACAUCGAGGAGCUGACUGAGCUGCGGGAGUGGAUGAAGGGAGUCCCAGAGCAGCUGGCUGUGCAGGAGGAACUGAUUCGUGAAGUCAUGGAAGAUUACAAGGUCACGGAGAUAUUCCUGUACAGUCUUUCUGACGAAGAUUCCAAUGACAAGGGGGCUGCAAGUUAUUGGCCGACGAAAAUAAGUCUGCAAACCCAGGCCGUUCAGCUCCAGCAUGAGGAGGAUGAAGAGAAAUUUAGCAAAGCCCACAUCAUAGAUCAGAAUGGUUUUCAAGACAAACUGGAAGACAUGGAGCUGACUGUAGGUGGACUUUCUGUCCAGGUGGACGUUAACCAAGCUCAUGAGUUGGCUAAAAGAGUAAGGUGGAUCAAUAAGGAGCAGAAAGAUUACAGUAAGGUAUCCAGGAUGGUUGAGGAAUUCCAGCCAUACUAUGAUCUCUGGACUACAGUGUCCGACUGGAUACAGUGGAAUGAGAGGUGGAUGAAUGGUCCUCUCAUGGAAAUUGAGACUGAGCAGCUUGAAAAGAAUGUCAGUGACUUGUUUGAGACAAUGCAGAGAUGUGUGGAGCAGUUCAAGGAUUCACCAGCCUGCCUGGGUGUGGCAGUGGAGUUUAAAGACAAGAUUGAAGAAUUCAAACGCUACAUCCCCUUAAUUCAGGGGCUGCUCAACCCUGACAUGAGAAGCCGGCACUGGGAGAUGCUGUCAAAAGAUACCAACAUCGAUAUCAAGCUAGAACCCAGUCUGACACUCAGUUACUGCUUGGACAUGAACCUGUUGGACCAUAUUGAGACCAUUACCCAAGUAGCUGAGACAGCUGGCAACGAAUAUCCCAUUGAGAAUGCACUUGACAAGAUGGAGAGUGAAUGGAACUCGGUUUCAUUGACUGUGACACCUUACAAAGACACAGGUACCUUUAUUCUGGAAAACACGGAUGAAGCUUCUCAGCUCCUCAGUGAUCAGACUGUCAUGGUUCAGAGCUUGUCCCUCUCACCGUUCAAGAACCAUUUUGAGGAAAGGAUGAACACAUGGGAAAAUAAGCUGAAGUUAACACAGGAUGUCCUAGAGGAAUGGCUGAAAUGCCAGCACUCUUGGCUCUACUUGGAGCCCAUCUUUAGGUCAGAGAACAUCGCAAGUCAGCUCCCAUUGGAAAGCCAGCACUACCAGGCCAUAGAUAAGGACUGGAGGAACAUCAUGAAGAAUGCUAAUGAAAACCCUAAGGUCAUUUCUUUGUGCCCAGAUCCUACACUAUUAGAAAACCUGCAGAAAUGUAAGGAACUACAGGAACUGGUGCGGCAAGGGCUAAGUGAAUAUCUGGAGAGCCAGAGAAAUGAUUUUCCCAGGUUCCAAUUCCUUUCAGAUGAUGAGCUGUUGGAGAUACUGUUUCCUACAGAAGACCGUACCGCUGCACAACCUCAGCUCCAUAAAUGCUUGGAGGACAUUGCUUAGCUGCUGUUCCAGGAGGACCUGCAGAACUCUGCUGACAGAGAAGAGAUGAAGCUGAUUGUUCCCAUCUCUCCCAAUGAAAAUGUUGAGGUCUGGUUGCUGGAAGUUGACCAGUCCAUAGAGGCCAGUGUAUGGGACAACGUAGAAAGGUCACUUUGUACUUAUCCAGAGGUAGGAGUUUUAUCACAGACAGGCAGGUCUUGUAUCUUGAUUCCAGGCUUCCCUAAGUUUGAUUGCCUUGUGCUAGUGCAUCCUGGCUCCUCGGGACAUGGAUGUGUUUCAGAGAACUUUCUUUUCCUUACCUGUCUGGGUGAUUUGAUUGUCCUGGUUUUUGGAAGAUUGUCUAAGAUACAGUGAGCAGUGUUGUCAGUGUUGUCAGCUCUUCCUGUGAUUGAGGUCCAUGCCAUGGAUGUUGCAGCCAAGCUGACUGAGGAGAACACGACAAGCAAGAGUGAGGUUGAGUGGAUCUCCCAGCUCAGAUACAACUGGACCAGAGGGAACCUGAACCUUGGAGCUGUCAAUGCUGAAUUUAUCUAUGGCUGUGAACAUCUGGGCAACAGCAGCCAUCUGGUUAUCAUGCCUCUCACUGACAGGUAAGGAGAUUGUUUUUAUCCCACAGGAGCUCUGCACCUGAAAUUUGGAGGGGCACCUGCAGAACCAGCAGGAGGAGGCAAAACAGAAAAAAGCAAAGACCUGGGGAAAACACUAACAAUCCAAACUGUUGUGUUCAGCUGCUCCAACCAGCUUGACUUUAUGGCAGUGGGAAGGUUUUUCAAGGGAGUAGCCAGCACUGGUGCAUGGGCUGGCUUUGAUCAGUCCAACCAUAUUGAUAUCGAGGUGCUGGCUGUGGUGGCCCAGCAGAUCACAACCCUUCAGAAGGCACAGGAGCAGAGGGUGGAUCACUUUGUGUUUGAAGGCACAGAGAUCCCACUGGUCCCAUCCUGUGCAGCCUUCAUCACAAUGAAACCAGGGUGUGUGGGACGUACUGAACUGCCCAAGAACCUCGAGGCUCUCUUCUGUCCUGUGACUAUGAUGGUCCCUGAUUACUCUGUGAUUGCUGAGAUCUCACUCUACUCUUUUGGGUUUAAUGAAGCCAAAGUCCUUGCAAAGAAGCUCACCACAACAUUCAGACUAUUGUCAGAGCAGCUCAGCAGCCAGAUAGAUGAUCACUAUAACUUUGGGAUGAGAGCUGUGAAGACUGUCAUCUCAACAGCUGGCAACCUCAAAAGAGAGAAUCCUACUAUGAGUGAGGAGCUGACCUGCCUGUGGGCUAUCAGGGAUGCCAGUGGACCAAAAUUCCUGCAGGGCAACCUCAAGCUUUUCAGAGCACUUGCAGUCAAAGACCUGAAUGAGCCCUUGGUUAGUGCCAGUCUCUGUGUGUAUCCCACCAGCAUAUCCCAGCUGCUGCCCACAUCAGCAAAGUCACAUUACACCUUCAACCUCAGAGACCUCUCCAAGGUAUUCCAGGGCCUGCUCAUGGCUGAGCCUGGCAAGACUGAGCUCCUGCAGACAGCAGAGGACGUGGUGAGGAUGCAGGAAGAGCUGGAGCCCGCCCGCCCUCUCCUGGCGCAAGUAGCCAAGGACACAGUGGCAACCAUGGAGCAAAUGCAGGAUUAG